CCAUUUUAGAGCUGCAUCUCUCUUUAUUCAUGUUUGUGUGAGAAUUCGUUGAACUUGGACAACGUUUAUCGCUAAGAAGUGCUGAUAAUAACGUUUUUAUUUGAAUCAUUACUCCUAAUCUAGGCAAUAGAAAUUAUUACUAAAAAAUGGCUUGGACUAGGUACCAGCUGAUGUUAGCCUUUGUAAUGGUUACAACAGGAAGUAUUAAUUCAAUCACCACAAAAUGGGCUGAUUUGUUAGAAUCGAAAGGACGGGAUGGUGUAGUAAGACCUUUUGAUCACCCCUUUGUCCAAGCUUUAUCAAUGUUCUUCGGGGAAUUCCUUUGCUUGGUUAUGUUCAACAUCCUUUAUAAAGUUUAUAGUCGAAGGAGAGAUGGCUCAGAAGAUGUUCAUGUUUUAACGAAAGGAAAUAGACACUUUAAUCGCUUCAUCCUAUUAAUUCCUGCUAUGUGUGAUAUGACAGCAACUUCAAUUAUGUAUAUAGGACUUAAUUUAACUUAUGUAUCAAGUUUUCAAAUGCUUAGAGGUUCCGUUAUAAUCUUUGUGGCGUUAUUAAGUGUGACUUUUUUGGAUAAAGUAAUUAAAAGGCGACAAUGGAGUGGAAUUUUUUUGAUUAUUUUGGGGUUGGUUAUUGUUGCAAUGACGGAUAUUAUUUAUAAGGAUAUGUCUGGGCCUAGUUUUGGACCUAACAGUAUUAUUACUGGUGAUUUAUUGAUUGUUUUUGCUCAAAUUAUUACUUCUAUACAAAUGGUUAUCGAGGAAAAGUUUGUUCAUGGCUUGGAUAUUCCUCCGCUUCAAGCUGUUGGAUGGGAAGGAGUAUUUGGUUUUUUGGUUUUGGGACUUCUCCAAAUCCCGUUCUAUUUCAUUUACGUUGGACAUCCUUUCAGUAACAACUCUCGGGGUGUUCUUGAAGAUGUAAUUGAUGCUUUUGUGCAAAUUAAUAACAACCCACUUUUACUUUUAGCAAUUCUAGGAACAAUUUUGUCAAUUGCCUUCUUUAACUUUGCUGGAAUCAGUGUCACGAAAGAAAUGUCAGCAACGCAUCGAAUGGUCCUCGAUAGUGUUCGAACCAUCGUUAUAUGGAUGAUUAGUUUAUUUUUGUUCCAUCAAAAGUUUCAUUGGCUCCAGUUGGUGGGUUUCGUAUCUCUCUUAAUUGGAAUGUUUAUUUACAACGGAUUAACAUUAACCAUGGUUUAUGUAAAAGCACGCUCGAUAUUGAUUGGAUUAAGAUAUUCGAGAGUCAAUGGUGAGGAUGUUAAGAACUUGGCUGCUGAUGAACCAGGAGAGAGCAGUAAUCCUUAACUUUGAGAUCAAAGUUAAAGGAUAAAGUUAUUUUUUUAUUUUGUAAAUAUUUAAAAGUAAAAGUAAGUAGAGGUAACGUUUAAAAUUAUUAUAAUUAUAAAGAAAGUUAAGCAUGUAUUAAGAAAAAUCUAAAAGUUGAAUCUAUUCCUAAAACUGACUGUUAUCUUAUUGAAAUGGGUAAAUAAAUUUUUUGACAGUA
This is a messenger RNA of Onthophagus taurus, 1500 nucleotides long. It is a transcript of the gene Tango9, whose product is annotated as Transport and Golgi organization 9. Gene Ontology annotation, cellular component: membrane; intracellular membrane-bounded organelle. The record is from RefSeq and is a predicted model, not a curated record. Gene Ontology annotation, biological process: transmembrane transport. NCBI's taxonomy places the organism in Eukaryota, Metazoa, Arthropoda, Insecta, Coleoptera, Scarabaeidae. Gene Ontology annotation, molecular function: transmembrane transporter activity.